GUUCCCCAGUUAUUUUGUUAUAUAGUGAAGGUGGAAUAUAACUGUGUAGGAAACUCUAUAACAACAUUUGCCAACCUCAAUCAGCUGUAGAACAUGUCCCCGAUCUCAAACCUCUUCACCGACAACACAAUGAAAGUUCCUCCCUACGCAGUUCUCGUUCUCACUGCUAUCAUUACGGUUCUUUGGUUACUUCUCAAACGCUCGCCGCAACCACCUCUGCCCCCUGGACCACGAGGGCUACCUAUCGUCGGAAACCUCCCGUUUCUUAAACCAGACCUUCACACCUACUUCAGAGACCUCGCUCAAGAAUACGGUCCCAUCUUCAAACUCCACCUUGGCUCGAAACUAACCGUCGUGGUCAACACUCCUUCGCUAGCUCGAGAGAUCUUGAAAGAACAAGACAUCAAUUUCUCAAACCGUGACGUCCCUCUCACGGCUCGAGCCAUUACCUAUGGUGGUCUAGACCUCGUCUUUUUACCAUACGGUGCGGAGUGGAGAAUGCUUAGAAAAGUUUGCGUUCUCAAACUUCUUAACCGCAAGACGUUGGAUUCUUUAUACGGGCUACGGCGCAAAGAGAUCCGAAAAAGAACGAGAUAUCUGUACGACAAAAGUCAAGAAGAGUCGGCGGUGAACGUUGGAGAUCAGAUGUUCUUGACGAUGAUGAAUCUAACCAUGAAUAUGGUAUGGGGAGGAUCAGUGAAAGCUGAGGAUAUGGAAAGUGUUGGAACAGAGUUUAAAGGAGUGUGUUCUGAGAUAAUUAGGCUUUUGAGUUUGCCUAAUGUUUCAGAUUUCUUUCCUUGGCUAGCAAGAUUCGAUCUUCAAGGGCUUGUGAAGCGGAUGCGUGUGUGUGCCCAAGAGCUCGAUGCCAUAUUUGAUGGAGCUAUUGAGAAGAUGCCAAAGCUAGGAAGUAAGGAUGAUGGUGAGUGCAAAGACUUUUUGCAACAGUUGAUGAAGUUAAGGGACCAAGAAGUCGACUCGGAGGUUCCCAUCACGUUUAACCAUGUCAAAGCCGUACUCACGGAUAUGGUCGUUGGUGGUACUGAUACAUCAACGAGCACGAUAGAGUUUGCGAUGGCCGAGCUCAUAAAAAACCCAGAGUUGAUGAAAAGAGCGCAACAAGAGCUAGACGAAGUUGUUGGAAAAGAAAACAUUGUUGAAGAAUCAGACAUCAGUAGACUUCCUUACAUACUGGCCGUUAUGAAAGAAACACUUAGGCUUCACCCGACAGUUCCUUUGUUAGUUCCUCACCGUCCAGCUGAAACUGCUGUGGUGGGUGGUUACACCGUCCCUAAGGACACUAAGGUCUUCAUCAAUGUUUGGUCUAUUCAGAGAGAUCCAAACGUGUGGGAAAAUCCGAAUGAGUUUCGUCCCGAGAGGUUUCUUGAUAAUAAGUCUUGUGAUUUCACUGGAACUGAUUAUUGCUUUCUUCCUUUUGGAUCUGGCCGUAGGAUUUGUGCUGGUGUAGCACUCGCCGAGAGGAUGGUUUUGUACACUCUUGCGACGCUGUUACAUUCAUUCAAUUGGAAGAUUCCCGAAGGCCAUGUGUUGGAUUUGGAAGAGAAGUUUGGUAUUGUCUUGAAGCUCAAAAAAACUCUUGUUGCCUUGCCAGUUCCGAGGUUGUCCGAUUCUAAUCUUUAUCUAUAAAAGCUAAGAUCGUUGUAUUUAUUAAGGUUCGAACGUAUGUUUUUAGUGUUGGAUCAAUUAUUUAAAGUCAA
Raphanus sativus (radish) is the source of this 1715-nucleotide messenger RNA. RefSeq names its product flavonoid 3'-monooxygenase CYP75B137. The record is from RefSeq and is a predicted model, not a curated record. Gene Ontology annotation, molecular function: oxidoreductase activity, acting on paired donors, with incorporation or reduction of molecular oxygen; iron ion binding; heme binding. The transcript has 2 exons. NCBI's taxonomy places the organism in Eukaryota, Viridiplantae, Streptophyta, Magnoliopsida, Brassicales, Brassicaceae. Bases 94 to 1644 code for a protein of 516 amino acids.